Gopherus flavomarginatus (Mexican gopher tortoise) is the source of this 949-nucleotide messenger RNA. Its product is annotated as transient receptor potential cation channel subfamily M member 2-like. The transcript has 6 exons. Bases 206 to 949 code for a protein of 247 amino acids. NCBI's taxonomy places the organism in Eukaryota, Metazoa, Chordata, Testudines, Testudinidae. The record is from RefSeq and is a predicted model, not a curated record. Gene Ontology annotation, biological process: calcium ion transmembrane transport. Gene Ontology annotation, molecular function: ligand-gated calcium channel activity.
UCUUCUCUCAUCACCUGGGUCUCAACUAGUCAAAUGACCUGCCUGGAGGGUGAGCCGAAGGGACCUUCCCCAGGCCUGGCACUGAAGAACGUCUGAGCGGCAGAUGCAGGAGGAGGAUGCACAGCAGGUGCAGUACUUCUCGGCAUAACAAACUCAAGAGGCUGCGUUGAGGGUGACGAGAGACCUGCCUGUAGCUGGGAGUGGCAUGCAAACCAGAAUGCUACGCCCAGAGCUGAAUGGAGUCUGCCCUGAUGAGGGAGACAGCUGCGUUGUGCAUCCUAAGAUUUGUGACCUCGAAAUGGUUCCCAACCUCAGACGCAGCAAUAGUGCCUUCUGUAAGAGCAAGGGGAAGGCUCACUUUGCCACUGGCAAUAAUGAAAAGGAGAAUCUCAGCUCGUGGAUUCCUGAAAACAUCAAGAAGAAGGAGUGUGUAUACUUUGUUGAAAGUUCCCAAAUGUCAGAUACUGGGAGGGUCAUGUGUGAAUGUGGUUACCCCAGGGAACAGCACCUGGAAAAGGCUACAAAGUCAUCUGUUUUCCUGGGGAAAGAAUGGGACCCCAAGAGGCACAUCCAAGAAAUGCCGACGGAUGCGUUUGGUGAUAUCAGCUUUGCGGGUCUGGGACCAAAGGUGGGAAAGUAUGUGCGCGUCUCAGCGGACACCCCUCCGUGCAUUAUCUACCAGCUGAUGACUCAGCAUUGGGGCCUCGACGUGCCCAACCUGCUCAUCUCUGUGACCGGGGGAGCUAAAAACUUCAACAUGAUGCCAAGGCUGAAGAACAUCUUCCGACGGGGGCUGGUCAAGGUGGCCCAAACAACAGGAGGCAGCUGGGGGCAGAUGCGCCAUGCAGGGGCUGAGUCUGAGGACCUCACAGAACUCCCUGGCCUGGAAGGGCAGGAACAAAGUAGUGUUACAGACCGAAGAGAGCUGCUGUUAAACUGGUCUGUUUAA